CAAAUAGCACAAUACCGGUAUGUGUGGCUGACGCGUGGCGCGUCAGUGGCAAGCUGGGCCGCGGCUGCAGUGUUCAUAGCGACGAGUCGAGGGAGUGCGCCUCAACGCACCUGCCGCCACACCGAAGCACAGCUGCCACGGAUUGUCGCGCCGGGACCUCAUAAUGACCGUCAAUAAGAUAAUGGUUACUGCCGGCAUCUGCACACUGCUACAAGCCGUGGGCCAAAUGAUAUUUUCGGCGCUAGCAGUGGCCCAACACUUCUGCGUAGUCGAUUUCCUUAGAGAAAUACCGCUUUUGCUGUACGUAAGGAUUUUAUAUUUUCACAAUCCGGACAAUUGCGGAGUGCGCAUUAACAUAGGUCAGUCCAUCGACGGAAUCGCGAAUCAAGCUUUUGUUCUCCUGACUGAAGAGCCGCUAACUGCAUUUCGGACGUUCAUUAUAAACAGCAUUAGUCUCGGUUUAAGUGUUCUAUGGAUCAUCACAAGCGCAAUUGUUAUGAUGGGUGGGGCCAAGAACAACCCGUCGCGAUACUUACGCUGGCCCUGGAUCACUGUCACAGUCGCCGUAUGCGCUUUGGAUCUAAUAGCCACUGUAACCUACUGCAACGAUUCAUUCUAUACUAGAACGUUAUCCGACAUAAUGGAGUAUAUAGGCGGUACGGCUAGUGGCAUCGCUGGGGUCAAUCUGAACACUUCGUGGGCCUCGUGGUUAAUGGUGAUCCUUUACUCUAGAUUCAUCGUAUUGUUUCUGCUCAAUUUAUUCUUCAUAGUGUUGAUGAUUGUAGACAACGGUGCCAAAAAGGAAAGCGAUAAUGUUGCUCGACUUGAAACGUCAACAGCGGUAAAGCCAGAACCAUCGGUGGAGGUACCCGCUCCUGUCCGAACUCUCAUCACCGUUCCAACACAAACGAGCACCGACUCCACUAGUGACAAAGAUAUAGAGGGAAGCGUACCGAGCGAGACGAGUGUAACAAGAAUACCGCGCCCAGGCAUCAGUCAGUCGUUUCGACGCAUGAAGACACUGCUAUUCAAAAGAUUAGUUCGCAGCCACUCACAUCCGGAUUCGCUGGAAGCUUCUGAAAGGUUUCCUCGCGUACCGCAGGCGGAACAGGCUGAACAGGCGGAUAUCGAUAAGAAACGCGGAGUUAACUUUCCUGAGAACUUGUUGUCACUGCCACAACGUCUAGAGAACAUGAUAGCCGAACAACAAAGACGACUAGACAAGGCUAUCAUAGACACCGCCGGUAGACAGAGUCCGCCGCGCGCAUCGCAGUCCAUGCCGCAGCUCGCGACUAGCUCCAGCCACCCGGAUCUAUCGAAAGGACGUCGUGGCACCACCGUAGAGCUGCAGGGACAGCUGCCGUGGGCGUACAUCCCUGCGUCUGCGCACCGUAUGCGCGACCAGUUGCCGCCAGACGAGGACCUGCCGCCCGUGCCGCUGCCAGACUACUCCGCCAUACCAUCCUUCAGGAAGGCUUCCGUUCACCGAGCAGCGUCCAGUCUUAGUUCGUUGACCCAGAAAAAAGAUUACGCAUUAUCCCCAAAUUCGCGUCCGACACUAACUCAGUCUGAUGUAUUGUACUAGAGUCCAUGGGGCCCGUGAAGCCAGCCAAGUUCAAGGCGGGAUCCAACCUGCAACUGUUGCCCAUAUUUAUUGAAUCUAAUUGACACGCUCCUUGCAAUAAAUAUAGGUAACUUCGUAUAUUAAGCCUAAAUGACAUUAGGAACAAUAAUGUUACAGUUGAACGUGUAAUCGAAUUGUACUGCAAAUAUCAUUGUUGUUACUAUUAAUUUGUAAAUAUUUUUAAUUAUUUUAUAGAUAAAUUAAGUUCUCAUUUAUGUUCUCGAGCUUGUAUACACCUAUUUGUAAUGAUAUUCUAUGUGUAAAUGCGUAGAAAUGAUAGAGUAUUGGGACAUAUGACAACGUAAUUUAAUGCUAACAAUAAUAUUACUUAUACCUAAUAUCCUGUAAAUCAAACGAUUUAAGUAGAUAAUAGUGAGGCACUCAUACCUAGAGGAUUGGCUACACGUUACGCUGGUAAUUACCGUAAUUCGUAUCCAUGCACUCGCAUAUCUCAUACAUUGUGAGUUAUCGCGAAGUCUAUCGUAGCUACUAGCAGUGUAAGCGUUCUAUUACUUACGUAUGUCCCUGUUGAGAGUCAGUGAAAUAAUAUACGUUAAUAAAUAUUUUACGUAAUUUGUUACUAUUA
Molecule: messenger RNA, 2210 nt
Organism: Manduca sexta (tobacco hornworm)
Lineage: Eukaryota; Metazoa; Arthropoda; Insecta; Lepidoptera; Sphingidae
Exons: 10
Coding region: 164-1585 (473 amino acids)
Source: RefSeq, a predicted model, not a curated record